GCCUGCUCUGCUUCGCGGCUGAGGCUGCUGCCUGCGGAAAAGCUGGAGGAUGAGCUGAAUCUCCGCAGUUGUUAAACUUGUCUCCAGCGCUAACCACAAGGGUGUGGUGUCUUCCUGAAGAACAUUGUACUUUAAAAGGAAAGAUGCUGUCUCCAAAUGAUAAAAAGUUAGUAAAGCUGGAUCCAUUUUACCGACCUUCACUGUCCAAGCAGAAGACCAGUGCAGAAAUCAUAACUGAAGCACGAAAUGCCUUACGAACUGUUAGGACCCAAAGACCAUUUACACCACGGGAAGACCAAAGAAAACUAUUUGGGCCUGCAUCUUCAAGAACACCAGAAAGCAGACCUCCAUCCUCCUUCAGCGUCCAUGCAUCCAGUUUUGAGUUCUCUGAUUCCAGGCCCAUCUCUGGCACACGUCUCAGUCCACUGGAGUUUAAACCGAAAGCUCCAGCAUCUCCUGACACAGUGGAAGAUUUCUGCCUUUCCUUUCCUAAACCCCCAGUGGACCCCGCGAAGAUUAGAAGAAUAAGCAGUGCCCGGGCGCGUUUAUUCAGGGCGGCCUCCCAGGGAGCUCUUCUGCCAGCCAGGACCCUUCUUCCCACUCAGUCAAAGAGAGUGGUAUCCGAAGAAACAGUUAUGACAAGGAACUCUGUGGUGAAAAUAAAUGGGAUUUACUUAACAGAAUCGAAGGCCACUGGCAACUUAAAGAGUCACCCACUUCAGCUAACAUAUGAUGGAGACUUCAGUAAAAUCACGGAGCAAGAAAUGUUUAAAGGGGCGACGUCCUUGCCAUUUCAUCUCAGAAGUGGAGGAGACCAGGGGAAGAGGCGUCCGAGGGCCUCCUCAAGCUCCCGCAGCCCAGACCAGAGCAGGCUGGACAUCAGAGCAGGCUCAAAAGCUGACUUGCAAGAAAAGAAUACAGAAAUAGAAGUAGAUGAAGUAUUUUGGAACACAAGGAUUGUACCCAUUUUGCAUGACUUAGAAAAAGAAGAAAACAUUGAAAUGGUCUGUACUGCUUGCACACAACUUCAUCAUGCUUUAGAGGAAGGAAACAUGCUUGGAAAUAAAUUUAAGAGAAGAAGUGUUCUCCUGAAGACCCUAUAUAAACUAGUUGAUGUUGGCUCCGACUUGCUGAGCCUUAAACUUGCAAAAAUUAUUCUAGCACUUAAAGUGAGUGGAAAGAAUCUUCUUAAUGUUUGCAAACUUAUAUUUAAAAUUAGCAGAAGUGAGAAGAAUGAUUCUCUGAUUCGAAAUGACAGCAUUCUGGAAUCAUUAUUGGAGGUCCUGAGAAGUGAAGACCUGCAAGCUAACACCGAAGCUUUCCUGUACUGCAUGGGGACCAUCAAAUUCAUUUCUGGAAAUCCAGAAUUUCUUCAUGAAAUGAUUGGCAAAGGUGCUGUUGAGAUAUUGAUGAAUCUGAUAAAGCAAGUAAACGAGAACACCAAGAAAUCUGGGACAUGUUUGCCUAAUUCAGGCCACUUGUUAGUCCAAAUGACUGCUACACUGAGAAACUUGGUUGAUUCGCCACUAGCAAGAAGUAAGUUGCUAAGCAUCAGUGCUCUUCCCCAGCUCUGCACAGUAAUGGAACAGCACAUAGGUGACAAGGAUGUCUGUACCAACAUUGCCAGAAUAUUCAGCAAACUUACUUCUUACCAUGACUGCUGUGUAGCCUUGGCCAGCUAUUCCAGAUGUUAUGCCUUGUUUUUGAAUCUGAUAAACAAAUACCAGAAGAAGCAGGAUUUAGUUGUUCGCAUUGUUUUUAUUCUUGGCAACCUGACAGCGAAAAAUAACCAGGCUCGUGAGCAGUUUUCCAAGGAGAAAGGGAGCAUCCCAACUCUGCUGUCUUUAUUCCACACAUUCUACAAACUGGAUCUGCAUUCUGGGAAGCGCUGUGGGGAAGGAGACGAGCGUCCCAAGGCACCGAGGCCGGCCCAGGCAGAGGACGUGCUCAUCAAACUGACCCGUGUGCUCGCCAACCUGGCCAUCCACCCAGGCGUGGGCCCAGCCAUCGCCGCCCACUCGCACAUCGUGGGCCUUCUCCUCGCCACACUGGAAUCCAAGUCAAUUGAUGAUUGUGAGGAGCUGGUGAUCAACACUACAGCAACUAUCAACAACUUAUCUUACUACAAAGUGAAGAAUUCCAUAAUUCAAGACAGAAAGCUAUAUAUUGCUGAAUUGCUCUUAAAGCUCCUCGUGAGUAACAACAUGGAUGGAAUCCUGGAGGCUGUGCGUGUUUUUGGAAAUCUCUCCCAGGACCAUGACAUCUGCGAUUUCAUAGUGCAGAAAAAUGUCCACAAGUUCAUGAUUGCUCUGCUGGAUGCUAAGCAUCAGGAUAUUUGCUUUUCUGCCUGUGGUGUUCUCCUAAACCUCACCGUGGACAGAGACAAGAGAGUCAUCCUAAAAGAAGGAGGUGGCAUUAAAAAGUUAGUGGAUUGUUUAAGAGAUUUUGGGCCUACUGAUUGGCAGCUGGCCUGCUUGGUUUGCAAAACGCUAUGGAACUUCAGUGAAAACAUCACCAAUGCUUCAUCCUGUUUUGGAGAUGAGGCUGCCAACACACUCUUAGCCUUGCUGUCAUCAUUCUUAGAUGAAGAACUAGCAUUGAAUGGGAGUUUUGACCAAGACCUAAAAAACUAUCACAAACUCCACUGGGAAACAGAAUUCAGACCGGUGGCACAGCAGCUUCUAAACCGAAUUAAGAAUCAUCACACCUUCCUGGAACCUCUGCCUAUUACUUCUUUCUAACAUGAUGCAGAUUAACAACAGAAACAGGAAGUCAGGUCUCCAUCAUUCUUAAGAAGUGGUAACAAGCAUGAACUUUUUUCUUCAAUAUUAACAAAUAUUCAAAGUUUUUCAGGUACUUAUUUUAGUGAGUAGUCUUAGUGUAUUAAAAGAAAUAAGCAUUUCUUGUCAGGUAUUGUGGAAAAAUGAAUAUACAUGUUGUGCUUCCUAUUAUGAGAAAUUUAAGAUGAAAAUAUAUUCAUGGUAUUUCUAAGUAAAUGAC
Messenger RNA from Budorcas taxicolor (takin), 3000 nucleotides. It is a transcript of the gene ARMC2, whose product is annotated as armadillo repeat containing 2. Gene Ontology annotation, molecular function: protein binding. The record is from RefSeq and is a predicted model, not a curated record. Lineage: Eukaryota; Metazoa; Chordata; Mammalia; Artiodactyla; Bovidae. Gene Ontology annotation, biological process: cilium organization; sperm axoneme assembly. Bases 144 to 2741 code for a protein of 865 amino acids. The transcript has 18 exons.